AUGCAGAGUACUGCAGACAACGCGGAGCGUCAAUCCUGCACAGAGAUGUCACACGCAUCCUACCAUCACUAGCAUCAUUUACCAAAAGAGAACUCGAGGGGACAGAUAGCCAACAGAGCCGGAGGAAACACACUUUUUCCUUGAAAUAUUUUGAUAGGAAAUUAUUUCGAUUCUCAUCGGGUCCUAAACAGUGGAUAAGCGGUCAUGUCAAAGAACAUUGAAUUAUUUAUAGGCACGCGAGUCUUUCUGUGUGACAGUAUUGCCCCAAAACAAUUUUGUUAGAUGUGCGUCUUCAACAGCGACUGGCACACGUUGCUUUUUCGGCCAAUGCUUCACUUUGAUGACUACGGAUACUUGCUGAUAGGCUAUGGUUCUCACAUUAUAGCCAAUCUUCAGAGGUGGCUUGAUAUUUUUUGCCAUUUGAUUGGCUUCAUUUAAACCGAUGUGUGUUUGGUGUAUGGAAGAGCAUCCGAAGGACUGACUUUCGAGGCGUCUAAGGCUUUGACUACCUCACCUGGGAGGACUCAUCCUGGCGAACGGUCUCCAUCCUGUACUUGGAUCCUAUAAACCUCCAUGCUGACCACUUCAGAGGAGAGUAUAAGAGGUAGGUUAGCGACCAGGCUACCCAUCGACUGUUUAUGUGAACACAUUGAUCCAGGACAUCCGAGCGAAAAAGGAACCAAAUACUUCUAAUAGAAAACAUCCAAUAACCGGUGUGUGUUGUUGAUUUGCUUUCUGCUCAAGUCAAGAGUGUGAGUGAGACGACCACGACCUCAGGAGGCUGAACAGACCACGGUUGCGGAGUGGGUGCAAAUCCAAAGACGAUGGUCCACUGUGCCGGGUGCGAGAGGCCUAUACUGGACAGGUUUCUCCUCAAUGUUCUGGACAGAGCGUGGCACGUCAAGUGCGUACAGUGCUGCGAGUGUAAAUGCAAUUUAACAGAGAAAUGCUUUUCUCGAGAGGGGAAACUAUAUUGCAAAAACGACUUCUUUAGGAGGUUUGGGACAAAGUGCGCGGGCUGUUCUCAGGGCAUCUCGCCGAACGACUUGGUCCGGAGGGCAAGGAGCAAAGUGUUUCAUCUCAACUGCUUCACCUGCAUGAUGUGUAACAAACAGCUGUCCACGGGAGAGGAGCUCUACAUCAUAGACGAAAAUAAAUUUGUCUGCAAAGAAGAUUAUCUAACCCACAGCAAUGGGAAAGACACAAACCUUCUCUCAGUAACAGCAUGCAGCGACCCAAGUUUAUCACCGGAUUCUCAAGAUCAGUUACAGGACGAUGUGAAGGACUCUGAAAUAGCCAAUCUGUCGGACAAAGAAACGGGUAGUAAUGAGAACGAUGGCGAGAACCUUGGCGGUAAACGACGUGGACCGCGAACCACCAUCAAAGCAAAGCAACUGGAGACCCUAAAAGCGGCAUUCGCUGCCACCCCCAAACCCACGAGACACAUCAGGGAGCAGCUCGCGCAGGAGACGGGGCUGAACAUGAGAGUCAUUCAGGUAUGGUUUCAGAAUAGGCGGUCCAAGGAGCGACGUAUGAAGCAAUUGAGCGCCCUGGGCGCGAGACGGCACGCGUUCUUCCGGAGCCCGAGGAGAAUGAGAACGCUAGUGGACCGGCUGGAACCCGGGGAAUUAAUUCCAAACGGUCCUUUCUCAUACUACGGAGAUUAUCAAAGUGAGUACUACGGUCCAGGAGGGAACUACGACUUCUUUCCUCAGGGGCCUCCGUCGUCGCAGGCACAGACCCCCGUAGACCUCCCCUUCGUGCCCUCCUCAGGCCCAACGGGCACCCCUCUAGGUGGUAUGGACCAUCCCCUGCCCGGGCACCACCCCUCCAGUGAGGUGCAGCGCUAUUCUGACAUCAUGUCCCACCACCCUGGGGACUCGCCCAGCCCAGAGCCAGGCAUCCCGGGGCCCAUGCACAGCAUCUCCUCUGAGGUGUACGGCCCCAGCCCGCCCUUUACCUCACUGUCUCUCAAUGGCAGCGGAUACGGCAACCACCUGUCCCAUGCACCCUCGGAAAUGAACGAGGGCACCGUCUGGUAGCUCAAGAGAGCGGACUGUACCACAGAGAGAUUCAAUAGGGGAGGACAGGAGAGCGGGCAAGGGUAGGGGCAGGGGUAGCGACACCAGUCAAAUAUUUUUUUGUCAAUCAUAUUUAUUUAUUUAUUUAUUUAUUUAAUUUCCCCAUAUGACAUUUUUUUGCAGGGAAAAUAAAUAUGGCGAAAAUCAAAACGUGGACAAUGUGGUUGUAAGCAUUUACCUUGGUAUUGUGUUGAUGUUUCGAUUGCUUCUUUUUUUAAACCCGAAUAAGGACUUGGGCACAUAAAAGACUGUGUGUGACUGUUGACCCUGUGGGCCCCUGGCGACCCCGGGUCCCUGCUCUCCAUGGCUGUGACCCUUCCUGACUCCUGUCAGUGGCCUAGCACAGUGACGCCCCUCCAAACACAUGCCACUGGGAAAACAACCAUUCUGAAAACAAGUAAUAUGUCCCAAAUCCACAAAAACAUCAUUAGCUACUGUCAAAGACUCAACAGCUUUACAGAAAAAGAAGGACGGGUGGUUGGUCUGAACACUAACCUGCGCCGCUGGCAUUAGAAGAAGGCUGAAAGGAAGGGUGGUUGGUCUGAACACUAACCUGCGCCGCUGGCAUUAGAAGAAGGCUGAAAGGCGUCAGACUCUAUUUAUGGCACUAGACGCGUCCCUUGUAUUUAUUCAAAAGCUCCUCAGACCUCUUUGCCUCUCAAGGCUCUGCCAUAUUAACACUUAAACAACCUUUUUGACACUAAAUAUAUUUCUGAAGGCCAGGGGAAAUGCUUUUUUUUCUCUCCAUCCAGACAGUUUUCUUUUUUUUUGGUAAAAAAAAAUCAAACCACCAAAUCUGAAGAAGUUGGCCUUCAAAAGGGAAACAAAAGGCAAAGUUAUAUGGCUUGUGAACCCUUUAUUUAAAUUGAACAGAACUUGAAAUGUUGUUAAAUGAAGUCUACCUUCUAAAAAUCGUUUAAUGGGGGUCUGAAAGGGACUAGAACAGUCAACUGUUUACGUAAUAUAUUUAAUUCAGGAGUUAAAAGUAUCAAACCAUGUUUUAGAAUCUCUUGAUCAAGAUAAAAUGUUCCAAGCAACCAACCAAACUUUUGUAUUGAUUUGAUUUAUAUUGUAUGAAGACAAACACAUUUGCUGGGGUUGUGGUUCACUGUGCUAGUUUGUACAAGAUGUUGUUUACAAAAAAACACACAAAAAACACAAGUAGACAGUUGCCAAAUAAAAAAUAGCACAAAUACUGUAAAAGUGCUUUGCACCAUCAUCUGCAGAAUGUGUUGAGACAAAGUGUAAGUGUUAAAAAAUGCUAAGGAGUAAUUUACUUCUUCAUUUUUUUAGUGUGCUGAAAAACAUUCAUAAAGUUGUUAAUAUAACAUACUUAGACAGGUUUUAUUUUUGUGUCUUCAAAUGAAAUCCAAACCAUUUAAUUGAUGGUCGAAUAUGCAGCUAGCAGCUGCUACUUUCUUUAAAUAUCAAACCCUCAUGGUAUGUCUGUUAUUGUUCUAAUAAACCUAAGCUUAUGUGACCUCCA
This is a messenger RNA of Oncorhynchus kisutch (coho salmon), 3567 nucleotides long. RefSeq names its product LIM/homeobox protein Lhx1. The transcript has 5 exons. Gene Ontology annotation, biological process: neuron differentiation; regulation of transcription by RNA polymerase II. Bases 825 to 2042 code for a protein of 405 amino acids. Gene Ontology annotation, cellular component: nucleus. The record is from RefSeq and is a predicted model, not a curated record. Gene Ontology annotation, molecular function: RNA polymerase II transcription regulatory region sequence-specific DNA binding; DNA-binding transcription factor activity, RNA polymerase II-specific; zinc ion binding. Lineage: Eukaryota; Metazoa; Chordata; Actinopteri; Salmoniformes; Salmonidae.